GGACCACAUCCGGGGCCUUGUGGCCGCGGCACGGUUGCCAUGGUAGCACAGCGGUUGGCGGACCUCCCACGCUGAAGGCCAAACUCGCAGCGCCGGGGAGGCCGCGCAACUCGGCCACUAUGAGCCAGAGCACAGUGGAUGCGGUCUCGGAAACGGGAGAUGAUAGUCUGUCUGCAAUUACCUUUGAUUCUGACAUUGAGACGAAAACAAAAAGAAAAGGUUCCUACAAACCUCCCUCCACUUCUCCAAAGUCACCGUACUACUCCAAGCCCAGAAAAGGGGCAUCCUGGCGAUCUCUGAAGACAGUGGGGAGCAUGCCUCUGAGUAGCCGAAUGUCUUUGACCCCACAGAAGCUGUGGCUAGGCGCCUCAAAACAGGGUCACAUCUCUGGGACUUCCAUCUACAGAGAGAAGGAGGACAUGUAUGAUGAGAUCAUCGGGCUGAAGAAGUCCUUACACAUGCAGAAAAGCGAUGUGGAUCUGAUGCGGACAAAGCUUCGGCGCUUGGAAGAGGAGAACAGCAGGAAGGAUCGGCAGAUAGAGCAGCUUUUGGAUCGAGGUCGAGGCCCAGACUUUGUGCGAACGCUGGCAGAGAAGAGGCCUGAUACUGGCUGGGUCAUCACCGGGCUCAAACAAAGGAUCUUCAGGCUGGAGCAGCAAUGCAGAGACAAGGACAACACUAUCAACAAACUGCAGACAGACAUGAAGACCACCAACCUGGAGGAGAUGCGCAUUGCCGUGGAGACAUACUAUGAAGAGAUCCAUCGUCUGCAGACCCUCUUGGCAAGUUCUGAAGCCAUGGGAAAGAAGCCCAUGAUGGAGAAGAAGAUGGGUGUAAAGAGGCAGAGGAAGAUGAGCAGUGCCCUGCUGAACUUGACCCGGAGUGUGCAGGAGCUGACAGAGGAGAACCAGAGCCUCAAGGAGGACCUGGAUCGCAUGCUGAGCAAUUCUCCCACAGUCUCCAAAAUGAAGGGUUACGUAGACUGGAGCAAGCCCCGGCUGCUGAGACGCAUUGCAGAGCUAGAAAAGAAAGUGAAUUCCUCAGAAAGCCCAAAACCGUCUACUUCAGAGCUGGUCAAGUCGAGUCCCCUGCCCCGCUCCUCAUCCAGCAGCUCAGUGCAAAAGCAGCCAAAAGGGGACCAGCCCAAAGGGGAUCCGCCGGAGGACCAAGAGCAUCUCCGAACCGUGAUGAGCCUGAAAGCGGAGCGGAGCGCACUGCAGUCACAGCUGCUGGAGAAGGACCUAGAGAUGAAGCAGCUGCUACAGGCCAAGAUCGGCUUGCAGAAGGAGCUGGAGAUGGCCAGGGAAAGCGAGGAGGAGAGACGGGAGCGGGAGCAGGCUUUGAGCCUAGAGAUAAAGCAGCUGCUACAGGCCAAGAUCGGCUUGCAGAAGGAGCUGGAGCUGGCCAGGGAAAGGGACGAGGAGAGACAGGCUUUGAGAGAGAAAAUUGAAGCACUCACCAACAAGUGUCAAGAGCUGGAAGAAGCUAAGAGACAAGAGAGAGACUCUUUGGAGGCAGUGACUCCUGAGGCCCACCCAGAGCUCCACGCAUCCUCACCCUGCAGCAGGCACUCCGAGCCAGACUCCAACAAUGAGCCCGACUCCCACAACAGUGCCAAUGAGAGGGACGGCUCUCAGACCCCCACCCCGUGCUCCGAAGAGAGGAGAGAGGCUGCCAUCAGGACCCUGCAGGCCCAGUGGAAAGCCCACAGGCACAAGAAAAGGAAAGCAGCUCUGGAUGAGGCAGCAACUGUGCUCCAGGCAGCCUUCAGGGGACACCUAGCUCGCUCAAAGCUGGUACAUAGCAAAGCCCCAGACUCCAGAUCUCCAAGCCUGCCGGGCCUUCCCAGCAGUCCCCACCAGCUGCAGAGCUCUCCCACACCCCGUGUCCCAAGCCCCGUCUCCCUGCCUGAAGACAGCCCAGCACUAGAGGAGGCCAUCGCUGUCAUCCAGUCCGUCCUCCGGGGAUACCUGGCUCAGGCCAGGUUCAUUGCCAGCAGCUGCAGAGGGAUCACCGACUCAGCUCAGAAGGAAGCUGUUUUAGCCAGGCCCUGGACGCCCACCUCCCCACCCUGCCUUGCAGCUUCUCGCGGCGUGGACAGCCAGGAGAGCAGUGGGGAGACUGCCAAGGAUGAAGAUGAGGCAGAGGAGCCGGCAGCCUUGCAGCCCUGCUCAGGAGCAACAACAGUGGGGCUCCCUGCCAAGGAGGAGCUGAGGGAGCCCUCUGAAGUUGAACCUGCCCCCUCCUCACUACCACCCUCAGUCCCCCAAGAGACCUCCUCGGCCUCUGCCCAAGGUGGCCAUUGGGACUGCCCAUCCCCAUCCAGUCUGGAGGCGGUGUCUCUGUCCAGUGUGAAGGAUGUGACGUGUUCAGGUGUGUGCGAGGAAAGGAGCAGCAGCACCGGAAGUGCAAGACUGUCCCUAGAGCCCUCUCCCCAAGGACUGGAGCCCGAGUCACCACCACCUGAAGAGGACAACUGCUCCGAUGACUCCGAUGACUCUGAUGACUCUGAUGACAUUAUCUUUUCGCCAUUUCUGCCCAGGAAGAAAAGCCCCUCCCCAUUCUAGGUCCCUAGUCAUUGCCUCCAGGUGAGGUGGCUGUAGGCCAAGUUAGAGGACUCGCUGACUGACUUUGAGACAAUGACCUAUCUUGCUAGGGAAAGAGUCCUGCCUAGGGAACACCUCAGCCAUCAGUUUUCUUAACGUGUUGUGCCUGUGCCUUUGAGGGAUCCUGGUGGCUCUAUGCCACUCUCUGGGGAGGGUGGGUGACCACCUCCCUCUUCCAUCUCUGGCUGCAGCCUGUAUGCUUCCA
Molecule: messenger RNA, 2811 nt
Organism: Acomys russatus (golden spiny mouse)
Lineage: Eukaryota; Metazoa; Chordata; Mammalia; Rodentia; Muridae
Gene: Iqce
Product: IQ motif containing E
Exons: 24
Coding region: 120-2567 (815 amino acids)
Molecular function (GO): protein binding
Source: RefSeq, a predicted model, not a curated record